This is a messenger RNA of Drosophila guanche, 3451 nucleotides long. RefSeq names its product adenylyl cyclase X E-like. The record is from RefSeq and is a predicted model, not a curated record. The coding region runs from base 58 to 3432 and encodes 1124 amino acids. Gene Ontology annotation, molecular function: adenylate cyclase activity. The transcript is spliced from 11 exons. Gene Ontology annotation, biological process: adenylate cyclase-activating G protein-coupled receptor signaling pathway; cAMP biosynthetic process; intracellular signal transduction. Lineage: Eukaryota; Metazoa; Arthropoda; Insecta; Diptera; Drosophilidae.
AACAACAUGUAAAACCAUUCAACACAGACAAAAACAUCCAACACAUAGGAAAACAAAAUGCCAACACCCAUAAGGAAUAUAUUUAAAAAAUGUCCCCUCGAUUAUACCAAGGAACGCAGAUGGGAACAAGACUAUCUGAAGGUCAAGUGCGCUGAGCUGGGCUUGGAGCACGAGUUCGUUUUGUAUCAGAGACGUCAGAGGACCAGUUAUCUGAGGGUUUUCUAUCUGCUACAUAUUAUUGCCACCUUGUUUCACUGUACAGUGAUCCUAUUGCUUAGCGCUCAUGUUCGUUUUAUUCUGUUCGAUGUUGCUGUUUAUUUGAUCACCGCCGUCCUCAUUCUAAGUAUACUCAGCAUCAAUUUCCACGAGGAUUUUGUCUCGCGCCACACUUGGAUUCUGACAGCUACUUCUGCGGUAUCUGCCCUGAUUCUGGUAAUUGCUGAUGCCUUACAGGGCACGUAUCAUUACAACGUAAACGACUGGAUGCUGGCCACUGCGUACGACACUUAUACCAUCCUGAUUAUCUACAUGUUCUUGCCAAUACCCUCACUCCUGGGCUCGGUACUGUUGGCAUCCUCGGUAUCCGUUGGGUUCAUUGCGUACUUCAUGAAAGUCGUCGCCUCGCGGUUCCACUACUUCAGCAUGGAGAGUGUAGAUGCGUACAGCCAAAUAAUUGUGGACAUCAUACACUAUAUUUGCUACAACCUUUUGGGAAUCUUCUUCCGAAUCAUAAAUGACAAUGUGGUGCGCUGCUCCUUCUUGAAUCGUCAUCAGUUCAUAAGGGAGAAGAUCUGGCUGCGCAAUGCUCGAGUCCAGGAGAAACUGCUCCUGGAUAGCAUUAUUCCGCCGCAGAUAGCAAAGCCAAUUCAAGACGAUAUAAUGAACAGACUGGCGAGAAAGAGCGGUGAGGGCAAAUCAACGCGCGUCACGGAGCAGAUCAUGGCCCUUCAGAUCCAUCCUGAGGUCAGUAUCUUGUAUGCGGAUGUGGUUAACUAUACGCAUUUGACGACGACACUGGAUGUGGAGAGGCUGGUGAGGCUCUUGCACGACCUCUACGGAAGGUUCGACUUGGCAGCCACGCAGUUUCAGGUUCAGCGAAUCAAGUUCUUGGGGGACUGCUACUACUGUGUGGCUGGUCUAAUGCGCCCGAAUCCCGAUCACGCCAAGUGCUGUGUGGAUCUCGGUCUGUCCAUGAUCUCACACAUUCAGGAAGUUCGGAGGGAAAAUGAAGUGAACAUCGAUAUGCGUAUUGGCGUACAUUCGGGCAGUGUGAUUGCAGGCGUCAUCGGAGAAGCUAAGCUGCAGUUUGAUAUCUGGGGAACCGACGUUACGAUUGCCAAUCGUUUAGAGUCCACUGGUGCGCCAGGCUUCAUUCACAUAAGUGGCAGGACCUUAAACGAAUUGGCCAUUAAUCAGUAUUCCAUAUUUAGCGGCACAGAUGAAGCCCGAGCCGAUCGGUUUCUGCAGGCACACAAUAUCACAACCCAUUUGCUGACUGCUGCUGAAAUUCUGGAUCCGGAUGCAUACAGAUUGGACAGUUGGGGCUCAUUGUCCUUGUCGGUAGUUGACUUAAACGACAGACCGGAGCUGCACACUCGUAGUAGGAUGGCAAUUGGCCCCAAGGAUUCGAUCAACGAAGAGCUGCGUAAGGAGUUUAAAAAUAUGCCGGUCAGUGGCAUGACACUUGGCCAGUCGUGUUCAACCUGUUGCGGAUAUAAGCCUGAGGGUGAGACUGAUUCCGAUAAGUCUAUACAAGCGUUUUGCCUGCACUUUCACGACCCUCUUUUGGAAUGGAAGUAUUUGGUACAGCCAGACUACAUGUUCAAGUACAGCAUGUUGCUGUCCUGGUGCAUUGGAUUCAGCCUGGCGUACGUUCAGAUGGUGGAGAGCCUGGAUCCCUGCGAAGUUUGCAUUUUGAUUGACUUGUUCGCGUUCUUUAGCCUCACAAUUUUGCUUGUGAUUGCCUGGUACAAAAAGAUUUGCUGGCUAAUUUAUGGUCGUAGCGAGAAGAUCCUGUAUGGGAAGUUGAACUGCAUGAUAUUCCACGCCCACGACAAAAUCGUGCGUCAUAUGACGCUGCGGAUUUGUAUCUACAUCUUCAUCUUGACAACGUACUUCUCCAUCAUCGUUAUCAUAGUGAUUAACUGCAAUUGGGAAGAGUUCCAAAUGAGGGACAUUGAGAGCAAACUCUAUCACUACGAGUUGGACCUUAACAUGUGCUUUCACCCCUGGGUAGUCACAAAUAUGGUGGCACUGAUCAUCGGCAUCAGCUUUACCUUCGCUCGCAUACCGUUCAUGGUUAAGACGGUCAUCACUUUGUCGCUGACGAGCGCCUAUAUGGUGAUUGUAUUCUUCCAGUUCCAGUUCGUUUUCCAUCACAGUGCCACCAUUAAUCCAUGGCUCCCCUCGGAGAAUGCUCAUGGUAUGCGCAUAUUAAUGACCCUUUUCACGAUGUAUCUGAAGGAGCGCCAUUCGGAGUUCAAUAACAAAAUCGGAUACAGGUGGAGUGUUGAUUUAUGGAAAAAGCAAAAGGAUGCGGAUAGGACCAACCAAUCCAUUACAAUUGUUCUGAACAACAUACUCCCAUCGCAUGUCGUCAACGUCUAUAUUUCUACCCUAGCGAAGCAUGAGCUAUACUAUGAGGAGUAUAAAAUGGUCUCCGUUAUGUUUGCCUCUCUACAAAACUUUGAUAUGGAUCUAAGAAACUUGCGCAUGCUGAAUGAGAUUAUCAGGGAGUUUGAUCGAUUGUUAAUUCAUUAUAAGGAGUACUACGUGGUUGAGAAGAUCAAGGUGGUUGGCUGCACUUAUAUGGCAGCAUGCGGAUUGGAUGUGAACUAUGCCGAUCGCAUCAACAAUCGGUUUGAGAGGCAUGAUUCACUUUUGGAUGAGGUGGGGCAGGCACAGCGCAUUCGCCAUUCUUCAAAUAUAAAACAUGAAGAAGAGCUCCACGAGGAGGUUGUCUUUGUGAUGGCCACGUUUGCCCUGGACCUAAUGCGCACCCUCUGGACAGUUAAGAAAGCCUAUGAAGAACUUAAGUUGCACUAUGAGCGUUCUUUAAUAUGCGGUGACAUGUCCAUUGGAAUCUCUAGUGGUGAGGUAAUGGCCGGAGUCGUUGGCGCCUCUCACCCACAUUAUGACAUCUGGGGUGACCCCGUUAACAUGGCCUCCCGCAUGUACUCCACCGGCCGGAUCGGACACAUUCACGUGACCGAGGAAACGGCCAAUCUGUUGCGUGAAUUUGGCGUUGAGUGCAUCUAUCGUGGGAUAACAUUUGUAAAAGGCGCUGGACAUAUUCCCACCUACUUUAUUGCCAUCAAUGAUGAAUUUGAAUUCGUGCCCCCGACCCAUUGGAGUAAUCCCAGUGAGCGACGGCAAACGGUUACUUCAUUUUGGGCAGCUAGCGAAAGCUCUCAGAGCUACGAAGAUGAUUAACCGAUUGCACUCUCUAAAC